Molecule: messenger RNA, 306 nt
Organism: Peronospora matthiolae
Lineage: Eukaryota; Oomycota; Peronosporomycetes; Peronosporales; Peronosporaceae
Source: the annotation of a GenBank genome assembly
AUGUCCGAGCCGCUUCUGAGCAGCUCCCAGAUCACCGCCUUGCGCGCCUCGGAGCUCGAGCAGUGGAAGACGCAGGAGAACGCCGCCGACCUCAUGGUGCCGCUCAUCGGUCGUCUCUACCGCGAGCACAACGUCGUGACCGUGCUCUUUGGCAAAGGCCUCGUGCACCAGAACAGCAUCGAGCUCAUGAAGCUCCACAGCUUCGUCUGCAAGUACGUGGGCAAGCGCCUGCAGCCAACCGACACGCUCGUGGUCCUCCAAGCGCUCGUGCAGUACCGCGCCCAAUGCGCGCGGCAUGCGCAUUGA